AAUAGUCCAUCUCUCAAGAAUAAUCCCUCAUCAUUGGCGGUGAAUUAAUUUGAUGUAGGGAAUGUAAAGUAAGCCACAUAAUAUUAGGCCAGUGACCAGUGCGCUCUCUCCGUCUCCGACACCUCCCGCCUCCGUCUUGACUGCGGCUCAGUGACCACUGCGGCCGCGCAGCGGUUCAGGCCUAUCACUCAGGCAACAGCUCCGAUUCCUCCUCUUGUUCUAGAGGUGAGGGAUAACAUCAUAACUCUGAUUCUAUCAAAGCUUGAAAAGCAGAAGGGAAUAGAAGUAAGGGUUCAGACAUGAUCAAAGCUUGUAUUUCUCCUCCAUUUUUACAUCACAUUCAUCCUUUAACUUCUCCCAGAUUGACUGUUAAAAUGUCUGCGCUUGGCUCAAGUGGUAAUAUUGGAAGAGCUGCUGAGUCUCUGGCACUGAAGCCACCUGCCCAUCCCACAUAUGAUUUGAAGGGUGUUAUUCAACUUGCCCUUUCAGAAGAUGCUGGGGAUAGAGGAGAUGUGACUUGUAAAGCAACUAUUCCGACUGAUAUGGAAGCGGAAGCUCACUUUCUGGCAAAGGAAGAUGGGAUCAUAGCAGGGAUUGCACUUGCUGAAAUGGUGUUCCGUGAAGUUGAUCCUGCAUUGCAGGUGGUCUGGUCUAGAAAGGAUGGUGAUGAAGUAAAUAAAGGUCUACAAUUCGGCAAAGUACACGGAAAAGCUUAUAGCAUCAUCGUUGCUGAACGGGUUGCACUCAAUUUUAUGCAGAGAAUGAGUGGAAUUGCUACACUCACUAAGGCAAUGGCAGAUGCUGCCCGCCCUGCCUAUAUCUUGGAGACAAGAAAAACUGCUCCUUGUUUGCGUUUAAUUGAUAAGUGGGCGGUAUUAAUUGGUGGUGGACAAAAUCACAGAAUGGGUUUGUUUGAUAUGGUGAUGAUAAAAGACAAUCAUAUAUCUGCAACGGGAGGCAUUGGCGAAGCUUUAAAAUCCGUGGACCAAUAUCUUCACCAAAAUAACCUUCAAAUGGGGGUUGAGAUUGAAACCAGAACACUUGAGGAAGUACACGAGGUGUUACAAUACGCAUCCAAAACAACAAAAACAUCGUUGAGUAGAUUAAUGUUAGACAAUAUGGUUGUCCCACUUCCUAACGGGGGUGUUGAUGUGUCGAUGCUCAAGGAGGCUGUGGGUUUGAUCAAUGGGAGAUUUGAGACUGAGGCUUCUGGAAAUGUGACGCUUGAGACGGUGCAUCAGAUUGGGCAAACUGGCGUCACUUACAUAUCCAGUGGCGCGCUGACGCACUCCGUGAAGGCGCUCGACAUCUCCUUGAAGAUUGACACGGAGCUCGCCCUCAGAGUUGGAAGGCGAACGAAGCGAGCGUGAUUCUGGGGACUCUCAUUGCCCUUCAGCAUUGGUACAAUAAGGUGACAAUAAUAAAAGGAAACAACUGAAAAUGUUGAAAAAAUAAUACAAAUAAGUUUCUUUUUUUAUUUUUAUUUUGAUAAACAAAUUCAAAUAAGAAUUGAUGACCCAGACAAAUAGACAAUGCAGCAUGGAAUGAUAAUUAUGUCCGAGAGAUAUGCAACAAAUGUAACAGCAAUAUUUCUAUCUUUAAUUGGCCCUAUGCUGUUUGAAAACCCAUACCUGUACCGUACCAAAAGUACCAUACCGGAAAAUAAAAUUAGAUUAGAGUA
This is a messenger RNA of Cuscuta campestris, 1681 nucleotides long. NCBI's taxonomy places the organism in Eukaryota, Viridiplantae, Streptophyta, Magnoliopsida, Solanales, Convolvulaceae. The record is from the annotation of a GenBank genome assembly.